UUUCCCUCGAAGACAGAAAGAAAAUAUAAAACGCCUGCGUUCUUUCUGGUCUGCGUUGUCCCUCAGUCUCCUCCCUUCUUUCGCUCCCUGCAUCAUGGGAGAAGCACGUAGGGGGAAACCCUAAAUCCGCCAACUCUCAGAUAGUGGUUAUUGGAUUCCGCAUUUCAGGACUUGCGCGCUUCUCCAGUCCGGAGCGAAGCGGUACCGAUUCUGGAGUUGGUGGAGAGCGAAAGAGACAAGGAAGAAACAGGAGGGCCUUCGAGCUGUUUUAUCGGUUCUUUUUCUCCUUUUCGUCCUUCUGCUGAGCGGAUGACCAAUCGCCACCAGUUUUAGGGUGACUUGGGGAAUUUUCUUACUCUUUCUUGGGAUGUUAUCACAACGUUGGCACUGUUCGUUCGUCUUCUCCCCACUCUUUUUGCGUCAGAUCUCUAGGCGGAUUUGGAUCUGUAGCUUGUGCUCGACUUGAAGUCUGAACUGGUGGUGGUUUUGCUCGACGUUAAAAUGGCAGAAUGGUCUGCCAUGACGUCAUGUACGAAUUUACAGCUACAAAUGGACUCCUUGAAGACUGGCGUUUGCAUUCCAAGAAGGGUGUAUUUCACUAUAAUGGAAGGGGGCUGUUUGCCUAGGGAAUAUAGAAUUUUGUUCCCACUUCAAUCACUGGCUGUCCGCAGUGCAAACACACGACCUGUCACAACAGUUGAAGGAGAGAGGCGCCUCCCACGAAGAGGAUUGAGAUGCCAGUGUAUAGGCAAUGCAAUUAACCCAGUGAGCAUGUCAGUGUUUGAGUGGGUGCCCUUUGUGGAUCAAAUGCUCCUGGUGACAAGUGCAGCUUUUGCUUAUAUGGCUGGAGUCCUUCCCUUGGAGAAGACAUCAGUUGCCCUAAAGAGAAACUCCAUGGAUGUGAACGCAGAUGCCAUGUCUUCUACUACUACUGGUAGUGCAAUGGAAGGCUUAACACAAAGCAAUUUCAUGGAAGCCUGGGAUGAAGUGCAGAAAAAGCUUGUGGAUUCUAUUGAUGCUGGCCCAAAUGAUGGUAAUUUGGAAAUGGAAGCUGCCCAAAAUGGAAAUAACAACAGAAAGCGUCCUUUAAGUUUGCAUGCUAUUGAUGACGGAGCCAGGCUUCGGCUGCUAUGGGCUACAUUUUUGCAUCUUCAGAAAGAGGUCCAGAGUAUUUCAGGAAACAGUGGCACUGUCAACAGAGAGGAGUGGUUAGUAGUCAUAUCAAGAAUGAUGAGGGCCUCGGUUCAACCCAUAUGCACAACAUGGCUGACAAAAGAGUCGUCUGUAAGGAAGAAAAUGCAUAAUCCGGAUGCUCUUGAAAGAAUAUUUCAAGGACAAGAAGAUGAUGGCUCCAUUUUGUCAAGUAUAAGAAAGACCGGGAAGGAGGAGCUGUAUGCAGAUAUGCUGUUCCUUUUACGGUUUGGCUCAGUUAGGGCGGGAGGAUAUUAUGAUGGAAAAUUUCUUGCUCAACACAGUAUCAAUAUCUUGGAAGAUCUGGUUGUGGUUCUAGCAGAUAGGAUUGCAAACAUAUAUUUGGAACUGAUAUCUGUUGACAGUUCUCUCUCCAAUGAAAUGAAUGGGAUGGAUUUACUGUUGUGUUCACUGUCAACCAGGGAACUGCAAAAAUUAAGAAAUGAGGUGGCCUUAAACAGUUGGAUCUAUCAAAACAUUGAGGUUGUUAUAUCUAUGUAUGAGGACCGUUUUGACUUAUUCGUGCUGAAAAAAGAAUCUAUUGGGAAGGCUUCUGAGAUUUCAUCCAAUAAGUAUGCUUGGUGGAAGAGGCUGUCUCUGAAGAAAUCUGAAUCACUUUCAGCUUCAAAUAUCAUGAUCAAUAACUUGUCAUUGCCUGUGAAACGGAUCAAAGAGCUGAGAGCCUUGACGGGUUGGAUGUACUAUUUCAGCUUGUAUCUGGAGUUUUCUGACAUUGCAAUGCCAUUUGUGAAAGUUGUUUUGGACAAGGUUAGCAGUGCUAUAUCUUUCUUUUUUGUUUGCUUAAUUGGGAGGUCUUUGGGUCUCAUUUACACUGGCAUAAGGCAAUCUCUCAGUUGGAAGUGAGGUUUUGAACUUUGUCCUGUCCAGGUUUUUAUCUUCCCACUUUAUUUUCUUGUUUGCUUACGACCACGGGAUCCUCUUGUCCAGCACAACAUUCAAUUCUAUUGAAGAUGUGAAAUUUUUAUCA
Molecule: messenger RNA, 2179 nt
Organism: Nymphaea colorata (pocket water lily)
Lineage: Eukaryota; Viridiplantae; Streptophyta; Magnoliopsida; Nymphaeales; Nymphaeaceae
Exons: 10
Coding region: 502-2055 (517 amino acids)
Source: RefSeq, a predicted model, not a curated record